AUGAAAAACUUAAAAAGAAGUUAUAAAUUUGAAGGAAUAUAUAUAUUCCACUUAUUUAAUAAAUUAUUUUUAUUUGGAACAUUGUUGUUUGUAUUCAGGAGCACGAUAAAAUGGAAUUAUAACGAACAUGAAAAUAGAGAAUUUUCAGAAGUGAUUCGAUAUAAAAGAAGUUUAUCAUAUUCCACAGAAGGUAUACAAUUGUACAAUGAAGGAUACUUCCAUGGGGGAGAUGUGAAAUUAGAAAAUAAUAAGAUAUCUUCAGAGUUUGAAAUUAAUAUAUUCCCUGAAUAUUAUGAUAUAGAUAAUAUAGAAUAUACCUACGGUAUAAAAAAUAAACAAGUAUUAAAAAAUAUUGACACAAACUAUGGAGACAUACAAAGAAUAACAAAUUUAGAUUCUUUAAAAACAAAUAAUUAUAAUAAGAACAAUAAUGUUGAUAUAAAAACUGCACAUAAUUCAAAGAUACUAUAUGGUUUUCAAAAAGAAAAACAAUCAAAAACCAAACCAACGAUAGAAAAUAAAAAGGUUUAUUCUAACAAUAAAACUAAAUUGGAUAAUAAAAAAGUUAAUAGAGAUAUUAGUAUGCAUAAAGAAGCAAAGUUUAUAAACAAAGUUGAUAAUAUCUAUAAUUUUGAUGAAUAUAUUAAAUUAUAUCCCAAUUCAGAUAUGCACGGGCUCCUUAAUCAAUCGGCAUUUCAAAGAAAAGACGGAGUAUCCAUUUUACCUAAAAUAAAGCAUGGUUACACAAAUCGAAAAAAUAUUUCCAUAGAAGCAAUACCAAAAAUUGUUGAAAAUAGAGAAAAUAAAAAAGAGAAAUCUAACGAUAAGGUAAAAAAUAUUCCAUGCAGUGAUCAUGGUUUAAAUAAAUUAAAUAAUAAUGAAAACGGGAGGGGUAAUGUCGUACGUAACGAAACAAUAAUGACCAAUUUAUAUCAAAUAAAAAGUGAUUUUGAUCUAAUUAAUUCUAUAACAAAAUUGCCAAAAAAUAAAAAUAAGCCAUCACCGGGUGUAAAAAUACUUGGCCAAGAAAAUUUUAAAAAUAAAGCACAAAUAACAAUACGCGAAAAAUUAAAAGAGGAAAUGAAACCAAAAAAACAAGAAGAAUUAAAAGAGAAAAUAAAAAUACAAGAAAAAGAAAAAACGAAAAAGCAGUCUUUUUAUAGAGUAAUAUUAGAUAAAAUAAAAAAAAAAGUUGAGUCAAAUUAUAUUCGAGGAAUAGCAAAUGCUUUUAUAAUAUUAAUUUUUUCAUAUUUGAUUAUUAUGUUAUUGAUAAUAUAUUUAAUUUUAAAUGCAAUACGUCCAAAAAUAUAUAAUAACACUGCUUCGCAUAGAGGAUCACGAUUAUAA
Messenger RNA from Plasmodium berghei ANKA, 1347 nucleotides. Its product is annotated as Plasmodium exported protein, unknown function. The record is from RefSeq and is a predicted model, not a curated record. Bases 1 to 1347 code for a protein of 448 amino acids. NCBI's taxonomy places the organism in Eukaryota, Apicomplexa, Aconoidasida, Haemosporida, Plasmodiidae. The transcript is spliced from 2 exons.